This is a messenger RNA of Seriola dumerili (greater amberjack), 4216 nucleotides long. RefSeq names its product small nuclear RNA activating complex polypeptide 4 (gene snapc4). The transcript has 22 exons. Bases 2 to 3958 code for a protein of 1318 amino acids. The record is from RefSeq and is a predicted model, not a curated record. NCBI's taxonomy places the organism in Eukaryota, Metazoa, Chordata, Actinopteri, Carangiformes, Carangidae.
CAUGUCUGUGUCUCUGUCAGAAGAGAGAGACAGGAUCCAGCGACAGGUGGAGGAGCUGGAACAGAGUCUGUCUGUAACACACAAUGAACUGGAGCUGCUGAGCAGUGAGACAGGUGAUGAAUCCGGAAGUGAUGACACAGAGGAUGAGUCUGCAGCAGGUCUGUUGGCUCAGAGAGACAAGAUCCAGAAGGAGAUCCAGAACCUGGAGGACGUCCUCGGUCCACACAGUCCACUCUGUGUAUCAGAUGAUGAUGAUGAUGAUGAUGAUGAUGAUGAUAGCAGUGAUGAGAUGAACCUGGUCUACCAGCAGGUGGUUCAGGAGACCCUGGACCAGCUGGAGAAACUACUGACACACAACCACAGACAACAGAAGGAGCUGGUGUCUCAGCUGUCUGGACCAAUCAAAGAGCCUUCCAGAGAACAGCCCGCCCCCUCCUCCUACCAGCAGCCAAUCACCAUGUACCUGGGCCGCUUCCUAAAACCGUACUUCAAGGACAAACUGACAGGACUGGGUCCUCCAGCCAAUCAGGAGACAAAGGAGAAGGCCAGCAGGAUGACAGGAUGUUUGGACGACAGGAAGCUGAAAAUGAAACGAUGGGAGAGCUGGCAGAAAACCCUGCUGAUCCACUCGGUGACCAGAGACAGUCUGAGGAGACAGAUCCAACCCAAGCUCUCCAAGGUGGACUACCUGAGUCAGAAGCUGUCCUCAGCAGGGGAGACAGACAGGCAGCAGCUCAGAGAGCAGAUAGACAGUUUGGAGAGAGACAUCGACCUGCUCAGAAGGAGGAAGGAGGAGGAGCUGAUUGGUGAUCGAUAUGAAGAACAUGAUUGGCCGAAAAUCUCCAACAUUGAUUUUGAAGGGACGAGGGAGGCGGAGGAUAUCCGUCGUUUCUGGCAGAACUUCCUUCACCCUUCCAUCAGUAAGACUCCGUGGAGUCAGGAGGAGGUGCAGCAGCUGAAGGAGGUCAGCAGGAGACAUGGGGAGAGACACUGGGAGACCAUCGCUCAGGAGCUGGGGACGGGGAGGACAGCCUUCAUGUGUCUUCAGACGUUCCAACGUUUUGUCUCCGACUCGUUGAGACGCAGCAGUUGGACUCCGGCUGAAGACGAUCUGCUCAGAGAGCUGGUGGACAAGAUGAGGAUCGGAAACUUCGUCCCCUACACACAGAUGAGUUACUUCAUGGAGGGUCGUGACCCUGCUCAGCUGAUCUACAGGUGGAACCAGGUGUUGGACCCAAGUCUGAAGAAAGGCCUGUGGAGCAAAGAGGAGGAUGAGCUCCUGCUGCAGGCUGUCUUUCGUCACAGGGCGAAGAACUGGUGGAAGAUCAGGUUGGAGGUUCCUGGACGGACAGACAGCGCCUGCAGAGACAGGUAUUAUGACUGUCUGAAGGCGGGAACAAAGAGAGGAGCGUUUGACAAGCAGGAGAGAGAACUGCUGCUGCAGCUGGUGGACAAACAUGGAGUUGGUCGCUGGGCGAAGAUUGCUGCUGAGAUCCCCCACCGUUACGACGCUCAGUGUCUGAGGGAGUGGAGGAAACUCAGCAGGCCACGCCCCCCUGCUGCUCAGAAAACUAAGAGAGCUAAAAAACCACAGAGGAGACGAGCGAAGAAGAAAGGUUCUCCUGUCAGGAGGAGGAUCAGGAGGAAACUGAUGAAGAUCAAGGAGGAGGAGAGCAGUGAGGAGGAGCGAGAGGAGCUGGUGGUGCCAUACAUGGACAGAGACACCCCCUCCGGGGAGCUGGUCCGCUCAACCAUCCUGGGCCAGUUUGGACGCUCUGUGAUCGUCGGACCAAACCCCAGAGAGCUGCAGUGGGAGGAGCGUCACAGCAGCAGCACCAUGAUGAUGGUGUCAGCUGACCAGCUGCGAGCCCACCUGUGCCGGCAGGUAAACAAGAGCAAUGACCAGAGCUGCCGCUCCCGAGGGAAGCGCCAGACCGGCAGAAAGAACCACGCGGGCCGAGUGACGGACACAGCGCUGAACUAUGAACUGCAGGCCGCCGUCGUGCCCUGGAUCGGGAACCUGCUGAUCCCAUCUAAAACCAGACUGACGGCAGCCGACACCCUGAGGGAGCGAGGGGAGAAGACCCGCCUCCCCUCCACCCCCAUCUUCCUGCUUCUCCUGCAGACCAUGAACGUGGACACCGUGGGCUGCAAGGACAUGAUCGAGCAGAGGAGGAACAGGGUGGUGUUACUGACCCCCCAUGCAAACCCCCCCGCCGUCCGGAUGAAGGACCCGAGGACCAUCGCUGGGAUGCUGCAGCAGAGGAGGCUGAUGACAGAGCAGCUGAUGGAGUUAGCCCCACCCACCUCCUUAUCAACCAAUCAACACUCACCUGCUGCUUUCCACAGCGACCAUGAUUACUCCUUCUUUAAUCCUAGCCCCACCCCCAAACAACCAUCUGACCCUGCCCUAGACAUGCCCCUAAAAGUUCAAUGCAGGAGGAGGAAACGAGGGAGGGGGGAGGAGCAGGACGGGGUGACGAGCAGUCAGGGUGACCAAUGUGCAGGUACGACAGGCGACCCUUGGGGCGGGGCUUGUACAAGUAUGACAGGUGACCCUGUGGGUGGGGCUCGUACAGGUGAGAUCCAGGAAGGAAAGAGGGUCCGGAAGCUGAGUCAGAAAGCCAGAGCUCUGCAGGAGGCCGAGGCUGAAGCCAAGAAGAAGACGAAGAGGAGGACUUCUUCUCCUCGUACUGAGAGCAAGGCUGUAGCCCAGAAGAAGACGAAGAGGAGGACUUCUUCUUCUCCUUGUAAAAAGCGUCAUUGUGCGUCUCGGUGUAAGCAGGAAGUGGUACAGGUGGACUCUCAGCCUCCCGGGCUGUGUUUACUUCCUGGUCAGUCGAUGUGGGUCAUGACUCCUGGUGGCCUGGUCCAGCUUGCAGAAGCCCCGCCCCAAGGCCUGCAGUUGGUGUUGGUGCCGGGCCCCCCCCACCUACAUCCACCUCCACCUGGGAAUAUUUUAAGCUGCCCAGUGGCCAUGCCCCCUCUGCAGCUCAUUCCAGCGCCUGGUCUGAGUCAGCCACUCCCUCUUCUUCCCCCGCCCACAUGUCCCUCUAAGACCCUCCCCCCAACCUUUGUCUUGCAACCUGUCCCAUACCCCGACUCCUCCCCACUCCUCUCUUGUCCCCCCCAGCAUCCCCCUAAACUCUUCCUGCCUUAUAAGGGCACCGUCAGAGUGGACCCAGCGGAGCCCCCUCCCCUCAGGAGGGAGGAGCUGCAGUUCGACCCGUCCCUGAUGUCUCUGGAGCCGCCACCAGCAGUGCGUGAUUGGCUGAGCGGGCGGGGAGGGGUGGUGGUACCUGGAGUGGGCGUGGCUCUGCCCUACCUACCUCCCUUUGUCAGCAGUCUGAGCACGCUCAGUGCGCUGCUCCGGGCCAAGAGAUCUUUGACAUCCUCGUCCCUGGAGCUUCUGAGUCGAGGCUCCGAACCCCGACUCCAGCAAACCAGACCACAACCUGACGGCGGUACAGAGACCUCCAGUUCGCCUCCACCAGACCUGCCAGACUCCACCUCUGACCUAAGAGCAGCCGGGGACCCGCCAGCUCCCUCUGUCAGCUCUGACCUCCUGCAGGAGAAGGAGGAAGAGGAGCAGGAGGAGGAGGAGGCAGAGUUUGUGAUGGCCGUGCGUCAGCUGGUGACUGAGCGUUUCUCAGGUAACCCCGCCUACCAGCUGCUGAAGGCCCGCUUCCUUUCCUGCUUCACUGUCCCCGCCCUCCUGGCCACCAUCCAGCCAAUCAAAGAGAAGACUGUGGCUCGGCCCGCCUCUCAAGAGGAGGAGGAGGAGGAGGAAGAUGAGGAGGAGGCGGAGGCGGAGCUAAAGAAAAUCAAAGAGAGAGGGAGGCAGAGGAGAGCAGAGAGAUCUUUGCUGCUGUGUGAUGGCUCAGGAGCUCCCGCCAAUCACUUCUCAGGAAUCAACACCAGCACACCCCCACCUGACCAGACCAGACCAGACCGGUAGAGACCAGGUCUCCACAGUCCAGUAAAAUCCACAGAUCUACAGGUUUAGUUCAUAUGAAGAAGUUUCAACAUGAACAGAAAUAAGUUUAAAGAAUUAAAUAGUUUGAAUCAAAGAAGUUCAGUUUUUCUUCAGUUUCUGUUUUUCUCACUGAAACGUUGAACCUCUGAGAGUCUGAGCAGUUAAAUCAGCAGGGAUGUGAAGGUGAUUCACAACACGUGGAGCUCGGUGGUGCGUUCAGUUCAAGUUUUAAAGUGAUGA